Messenger RNA from Pelmatolapia mariae (spotted tilapia), 2313 nucleotides. It is a transcript of the gene ecsit, whose product is annotated as ECSIT signaling integrator. Gene Ontology annotation, molecular function: protein binding. Gene Ontology annotation, cellular component: mitochondrion. Bases 199 to 1578 code for a protein of 459 amino acids. The record is from RefSeq and is a predicted model, not a curated record. The transcript is spliced from 8 exons. NCBI's taxonomy places the organism in Eukaryota, Metazoa, Chordata, Actinopteri, Cichliformes, Cichlidae. Gene Ontology annotation, biological process: innate immune response; cell surface receptor protein serine/threonine kinase signaling pathway.
AAGAAAACGCGUGUCGGACCGGAAUGCUGUACUGGCCUUUCAACAUGGUAGCGUCCAUUGACAGCGCCUUCUGAAGGAGACUAUAUUCUUGUCCGAUUGUCGGCAUUAAUGCUGGAUGAGGUUCACCGAAGAGUGAAUGUGUGAGCUUCACGUCCGUGUGCACUUCUGUUCUCUGACACUCGCUAUGAUGGCUCGACUAUGAAGGGCAGCCGCUGCCUGCAUCAGCUCAAGUCUCUGCGGCUGCUCAGCCACGCAGGGAGGCUGCUGCCUCCUGCUGCUGCUGGAGACAACGGCGCUCUAUUCCGGUUACACUCCUCGAGUCAGCUCGGGGGCUUGCAGUGCCCACAGCGCGAGGUGUUGAGGCAUUUCCACAGCAGCCCAGCGUGCACCAAGAGUCAGCCUGCAGGGUUCGUUCAGGAGGAGGACAAGACGAGGGACAAAUCUCUGGUCGCCCACGAUGACCUGUUUCAGCAGGUCACCAAAGAAGCCAAAACCAAGGCCACGUUUAACAAAGUGAUAGACGUCUACAUCAAGAGAGACAUAAGGCGUCGAGGUCAUGUGGAGUUUAUCUAUGCUGCUCUGAAGAAGAUGCCAGAAUUCGGGGUGGAGAAAGACCUCACUGUCUACAACAAGCUGCUGGAUGUUUUUCCUAAAGAGGUAUUCGUGCCGCGAAACUUUAUCCAGAGAAUGUUCAACCACUAUCCCCGUCAGCAGGAGUGUGGAGUGCAGCUCCUGGAGCAAAUGGAGAAUUAUGGUAUCAUGCCCAACAUUGAGACCAAAGUGCUGCUGGUCCAGAUCUUUGGAGAAAAGGCCCACCCUAUGAGAAAGUACCAGCGUAUCAUGUACUGGUUCCCCAAGUUCAAGCACGUAAACCCCUUUCCUAUUCCCGAGCAACUGCCUGAAGACCCAGUAGACCUGGCACGCUUCAGCCUCACACGCAUGGCAAACGACUGGGAUGCAAAAGUGACCGUCUACCAGCUGCCCUGCACAGACAUCACAGAGAGCGGUGCUGAAGUCACACUGCCACAUAUAGUAGGCAUCCAGAGCCCCAGCCAGAUGGAAGCGCUCGCUAAGCACAACCCGUGCAGGCCCGUGUUUGUGGAGGGCCCGUUCCCUCUGUGGAUGAGAAAGACGUGUGUUUACUACUACGUCCUCAGAGCUGACCCUACCCCACCUGAAGAGAAGAUAGAAGAGCCCUAUGACCCAGAGAGGUGUUUCAUCUAUCCUCUGCAGCUAGACCUGGAUUUGGGCCGCGACCUGGGGGACGACGAGAGCUUCGAUGUGGAAGACUUGGAUGAAGGUCCAGUCUUUGCCAUGUGCAUGACCAGUCAGGGGGACCAGGCUACCCUCAAUCAGUGGAUCUCUGGCCUCCAACAGAGUAACCCCAUCCUAGGUCAGAUCCCCACGCUGUUCCGACUGGGCGCUGGACCCCAUGAGCUGCAAGGGGUGGGCGACGCCGACUCGGCCAGUCGAUCCUGGUUUUCUUCACACGUCCAUAAAGAAGAAGCACACCCUGGGGAAGAAGCCGAGGCUGUAGUGGAGGAGGAGCCCAGGAGAAGUCAGGGUGUGAAGCAGUGAACAGGAAAAAAGUUUCCUCCUGACUCCCUCCGAACCAGUUGGGGGGGUUUUUGUAAAUCCUCUUUAGCAUAUUUAAUAAAGCCAUACAAAAUGAUUACAAACGUAUUUAUUCAGUCACAAAUGUUUCACACCCUUAAAAUACAGCAGACUAUCUGGGGAAGUACUAAGUACUAACUCCGCAUGUGGUCAAAUGAAGUCAUUAUAGCUGUGGAAAUAAACAAUGAUGAAGUCAAGUUGUUAAAGUAACACAAUAAAUGUUGCUCUAAUGACAACAGCUCGCCACGCAGACUUCAGUGAGCUCACACUGUCAGGAGUGUUUGGCUUUUUCAGUCGUCCUGAAGUUGGGGUUGAGGUCAGACUGUGGAGAAAACCUUGCAGACUCGUCUCAUCAUCUGUGGUCUUUCAGCAGUGGAGUAUCUGGUAGGGUUUCAGUAAAACCAUUUUUGAUUGUAGUUUUGUUAAUUAGCAAAAUGUGUGUUUGUGAAACUGUUAUUCCAUCUCUUAGUAAAAAAAGCUCCUGAUGAGGUGCAUCAUCAUGCUCUACAUCCAACUGGCACUGUUUCUAGUUUGUGUUUUAGAGCUCUGUUUGAGUUUGCACUGCACACACAAAGUUCACCCACAGCUGCCCAUCGCAGGCCCAGGCUGUAGCCACAGUAUGUGCACACUGUGGGUGUAAGCUGCCCUACUGGUGCAAGUGCAGCUUCAGUGGAUUCAAUAAAAAUGAUAUGGUCAAUG